CGCUUUGUUAAAUUAAGUGCACUUAAAUUGAAAUACCUUAUACGCCGAAAGUAAAAAACAAAAUGAACAUAGGUAAGAAAUAUCCUCAGUAAAAUAAGUACAGGAAAACGUCCAUUGUGUCAUCUAUUUAUGUCGUUAUCCUCCAUAUGCUUAUGAUUCAAAAUCAAAAGGCCAAUAGCAAACAGGUGAAAUGGGCAGAAGUGUCAAGCUCAACAUUUCUCUCCUCUUGUUCUUCUUCUUGUUCUUCUUGUCUUCUUCUUCCUUCACUGUUUAUUCAUUGAGUCAUACAAAUGCACAAACUGGAAACAAUUCAUUAUUACCCAAAGAAAAUCCAUUUACAGUAAAAGCCUCACUUGUUCGAUAUUGGAACAAACAAAUCUCCAACAAACUCCCUAAACCUGAUUUCCUUUUCUCAAAAGCCUCACCGCUCUCUACCAUAGAUGCAGCCUUCUUCACAAAUCUCGCCACCCAAAAGUCACUUUCCGGCCACAUUUCCACCUUCUGCUCCUCAGCCAAAUUAUUCUGUUUUUUCGAGUCGAAACCAUACCUUAACUCAAGCCCUAGUAAAGAUGCAAAAUUUGCUGUCUACAACAACAAGAAGUUCACCAACUAUGGUUCCUCACGGCUUGGUGGAGAGGACGGUUUCAAGAAUUACUCCGAUGGCGUUAACUUCGCCACCGGAGAAUUCACAAAAUACAGCCGUAGCUCCACCGGACACCGCGAGGGUUUUACCUCCUACGCGGCGGAUGGCAAUGUAGCUUCUGGAAAUUUUACAUCCUACGCCGCCGGUGCUACUGGCGGCGGAGGAACUUUCCAGAACUACAUGCCACGUGUCAAUGUCCCGGAUCUUCGCUUCGCUUCUUAUGAUUCAGAUGGUAACAAUCAUAAGCUUGAGUUUACUAGUUAUGUUGGUGAUACUAAUUCUGGAAAGGAAUCUUUUAUUAGUUACGCCAAAAAUGGAAAUGGUGUACCCGUUGGAUUUGCUACCUAUGGUGACACGUCAAAUGUUAUUGGAUCGUCAUUUAAUGGAUAUGGGGAAUCUGGUAAUUCUGCAAAUGAUUCCUUCACUGCUUAUUCGUCAAAUUCUAACAACCCGAAUAAUAAUUUCAAGAAUUAUGGGGCUGGUGGAAACCGUGGAGUUGAUAGUUUCACAAGUUAUAGGGAUUCGGCUAAUGCAGGCACCGACAUGUUUACAUCUUAUGCAAGGGGGUCUAAUUCUGGGAAAGUGAAUUUUUUGAAUUAUGGGAAAUCAUUUAAUGAAGGAAAGGACACUUUCAAAGGAUAUGGUAGUCAAGGAGCUAAAUUUCCUUCUGUUGGGUUUAAGGUUUAUGGUGUAAACAAUUCCUUCAAAGAGUAUACCCCAAAAGGUGUCAAUUUUGCUGGAUACACCAAAAAAACCGCUCCAGCGGUUGGUUCUUUGAAGACCAGUGGCAAAACCGUAAAUAAAUGGGUCGAAGAGGGUAAAUUUUUUCGAGAAUCCAUGUUGAAGGAAGGGACCGUGAUGAAAAUGCCCGAUAUUCGUGACAAAAUGCCCGGCAGGUCAUUUUUGCCCCGGACAAUUUCGUCUAAAUUACCAUUUUCUACCAAGGAAUUAUCCGAGCUCAAGGCGAUUUUCAACGCGCAGGAGAAAUCUACCAUGGAGCACGUGAUCCUCAACACGCUCGCAGAGUGCGAGCGUGCUCCGAGCCCAGGCGAGACCAAGCGGUGCGUGGGCUCCGUAGAGGACAUGAUUGACUUUGCAGUCUCGGUUUUAGGCCACAAUGUGGUUGUUAGGACUACCGAUAACGUAGCCGGGUCAAAAGAACAAGUAAUGCUCGGAGAGGUCAAAGGAAUCAAUGGUGGAAGAGUAACCAAAUCAGUCUCAUGCCAUCAGAGCCUGUACCCUUACCUACUGUAUUACUGCCACUCUGUCCCAAAAGUGAGGGUCUACCAAGCAGACAUUCUUAACGUGGAGACGAAGGCUAAGAUUAAUCAUGGUGUUGCCAUUUGUCAUGUUGACACGUCAUCAUGGAGUCCAGGUCACGGUGCAUUCGUGGCAUUAGGGUCAGGGCCUGGUCUUAUUGAAGUCUGCCAUUGGAUUUUUGAGAAUGAUAUGACUUGGGCCACGGCUGACUAGCUAGCUAGUCGAUUGCAAAGUUUGCUCUUUACUACUCCAGUAUUUAUUUUAUUUUUAUUUUGGGUUUUAUGUUGCCACAGUCCCAAAUCAUAUUUUGUAGUCCCACUACUUGUGACGAGGUUUCGUAUUGAAGGCAUUUAAUGAUUGUGUUUUCUCCUA
Lycium barbarum (goji berry) is the source of this 2275-nucleotide messenger RNA. Its product is annotated as polygalacturonase 1 beta-like protein 3. The coding region runs from base 191 to 2116 and encodes 641 amino acids. NCBI's taxonomy places the organism in Eukaryota, Viridiplantae, Streptophyta, Magnoliopsida, Solanales, Solanaceae. The record is from RefSeq and is a predicted model, not a curated record. The transcript has 2 exons.